Toxotes jaculatrix (banded archerfish) is the source of this 2690-nucleotide messenger RNA. It is a transcript of the gene emc8, whose product is annotated as ER membrane protein complex subunit 8. The transcript has 5 exons. The record is from RefSeq and is a predicted model, not a curated record. Gene Ontology annotation, cellular component: EMC complex. NCBI's taxonomy places the organism in Eukaryota, Metazoa, Chordata, Actinopteri, Toxotidae. Bases 929 to 1543 code for a protein of 204 amino acids.
UUGUUGAAACUGCGCGUCCAAACCAAAGGGCUACCGUCACACCGCAAUUCUAAGCUAAUGUUAGCAUUAGCUGCAAACACAAGGUCAUAGCGUCCGGGAAAAAAUAAUCAUAGAAACGCCGGUUUCUGUAAGUCAAUACUGUAUAAUUCAACACUAUCCCACUGACUGAGACUUGCAUUUAUAAGAUCCUUUGACAAUUUCUGUCUGCACAAUGCAUCUUCCUUCACGAAUCUGAUGCUAGAAGCUAACGACAGCUAGCCGGUUAGUUAGCCCGUCCUAGCUGCCGAUCCGAGCCGACAAAGUCACUUCUACACAAUCGCUUAUUUCGAUUAAAACUGCCAUUUCAUCUCUUUAAAUGUGUAUAAUGCCACGGCGUGGGUAAGUGGCAACGUGUAGUUUAUUUCUAUCAGGCUAGUAAAACAUUGUUGGUAGCUAAAAUACGACCUACUCUCUCUUCCUCGCUCCGUCCGCCGAUGCUCGAAAAGGAAGUGUGAUUGUGAAUGUGAACGGAAGUACGCAAGUGACGUAAACGCGGAGGUCGCACCAGGCCAGGACGCACGGAAGACGAUCUCGUUGUGCGCGAUAAUUCCAUUCUCAUUUACGGCACCACCGGUGCUGCAGAAACGAGUGGAAGGUGGAAGAGAGAGAUUAGCUCCUGUGGCUAGAUUUUGUGACGCCGAGUAAUUCAACUAGCAUAGAAAAAAAAUACUGUUGUGAUUGUAAAGCUUACAUGUACUCGCUAGAGGGCUUAGCGUCGACAACAUACUGCGGCUGUAAGGUGACUUGCUGAGGAGGAUAUCUACUUUUCUCUGGGCAUGAUAAGUAACCAUAGCUAGCGGUAACCGGUAACAGUCCCUCUUCAACGUGCAGCUACUUUGGCAGGAUCUGUCUUUCCACCGAUUCUGCCUCUUUUCUUUUCGUUAUAAACAUGCCUAUUCAACUAACAAGCCAGGCUUACUGUAAAAUGCUUCUACAUGCUGCCAAGUAUCCCCACUGCGCAGUGAAUGGAUUGCUGGUGGCAGAAAAGACGAAGGAGAAAAAGAAAGACAGCCACAGUGAGCCAGUGUUGUGUGUGGACUGUGUGCCACUCUUUCACGGUACUUUGGCUCUGGCACCAAUGCUAGAAGUAGCUUUAACAUUGAUCGAUACUUGGUGUAAAGAAAAUAAUUAUGUAAUUGCUGGAUAUUAUCAAGCCAAUGAACGCACAAAGGAUUCAAGACCCAACCAAGUAGCAGAAAAAGUGGCUGCCAGGAUUUGUGAGAACUUCAGUGAAGCAGCAAUUGUUAUGGUGGACAACAGUAGAUUAACAAUUAGCUGUUUUGAGCCCAUUGUGCUUAUCUACGAUCAUCACGAAAACAAGUGGAAAAGCAGAGAAGUAACUUCUGAAUCUUUUGAGGACUGGAGUGAAGCACAGAAGAUCACAUCUGCUCUGUUAGAGGGCAGGUCCUACGAGAACUUGAUUGACUUUGACAAUCAUUUGGAUGACCUGAGAAAUGACUGGACCAACCCUGUGAUCAACAAGUCCGUCCUGGAUCUGUGUUAAGACCCUCAGUCAGGAGUACCAUGGACACGCACACACGCAUAUUGCUGCCAUAUCAGCAUGCAUGAUGCUACUUACUGUGUAGCACAAGAAUAUAAAAAUGCUGAACGUGUCGUCUUUGUCCCAUCAAAAGGCUCCCGUACUGAUGGGAUCUCAAGGAGCGCAGAUCAUUUUGGCCAAAAUCUCUCAAGGGCAAGCACCAUAUGUGCACUGUUGGCAUGUGUCCACCUUUAAAAGGUGAUAUUGAAGUGGUGAAAGAAUUUAUGUUUUUUGAAUGCAACUUAAAUGCAUUUUUUCUGCAAUGGUUUGUGUUUAUUCAUAGUUGUGUGCAUAAAGUUAAAUUCUAGAGUAUGUGAUCUAUUUUUUCCUCUUAAAUUUUACAGACAGUAGCCAUACAGAGAUAAAGUCCUAAAUUAUUUAACAAAAAAAAUUUAGAAGACAAUUGUACUUCUGAGAUAUAAUAUAAAUAUGUUCUUUAUUAAAAUCUCUAGUUUGUUUAAACCCUGAAGCAAAAUUCAUGUUAGAACUGUAGUCUGAAGAUAUUUAUGGGCAGUUGAAUUUAAAAAAAAAAAAAUUAUAAAAAGAGCAUAUGGUUGACAUAGAACCAGAGAGGCAGGUAUCUUAUAAGUUUUGUCUUUUUGGACUGUUUGUAACAUGCCAGCUAGAAUUCUUGUGUAGAUGCACAGCAAUGACAAAAAGGAUGAUUGACUCAAGAGCUUUGACUUUUAAAUUAUUAAUGGGUACACUAGCAUUUCUAUGAUGCAUUUCUCCUGCUAUUGUCAAUGGAACGCUUAAGAAUGUGAUUCUGGAUUAUAUACAUGUUGGCAUACUGGCUUCUGAUUGUUGCUCUGGAAGAUUUGCUCAUAAAACUACACUGAAUCAUAUCACAGGAAUGUGUGAAUUUUGUUCUGUGUUGGAUAUUUGUUUUAAGAAUUAGGUAAUAGUAUUUAUUUUCACUAAAUUGACCAUUCUGAAUCCAGCUAUUUAAUAAGUACUGUUAAACAUCUUAAAUAAGUAAUGUGAGGAUACCUUUGUAUUUGAGAUUAGAAUGAAUCAGUACGAGAUAAUUACUUAAAUAAUUGUGGACGUCACAUUUUUACAGAAAUUUUAUGAACUGAAUGUACAAUGAAAUAAAAUGUUUUUGAAAUGA